AUGGUCGCUACAGUUGCCGUGUAUUACAACCCGGCGAAGACGCUUGGCGGUAUGCUCGAGGCGGAUAUGUACUGCCUGGCGGGGCUUCUCUUCGCGGCAUUCGUCUCACUGAGCAGCAUGACGAUGUUCUGGUUUUUUGAGGUCAGGGCUGGCUGGGAAUGGCUCGCAGACGCCCUUAUUAUACUGUGGAUCGGCAUCGGGAUGUCGUUGGUCGCUUGGAUGAAGCUGUGGAUGGCCAAGCCGACCUUUAACACAGCGUGUAGUAUGACCACCAUUAUUCUUUUCGUCGUAGUGGUCAAGGAAGGCGGCAUUCAGACCCUCCUCCAAGUGUCCUUCAUCAUCCUCUGCGGCACAACCGUCGCAAACCUUGUCUGCAUACUCCUCUGGCCUCAACGCGCCACCAAGAACCUCCAGGAUGCCAUGACCAAAACGCUGCAAUCUUUCUCCACACUGUUGGAGAUGCUCACGGACACGUUCCUCCUUGAAGACUCGCUCCGGAACCUCACGAGCGACAAGCUGCAGAAGGCCGCGCAGAGCCACCAGGCGAGCUUCACGAGCCUCAAAAAGCACUUCGAGGAGGCGCAGUCGGAGUGGCUCUUCGGCGGGCCGAAGAAGCCGCGCGGCGACAAGACGGGCAGCCUGCACGAGAGCUCUGGCCAGGCGUACCAGGAUGCGAUCGAUUGUCUGAACCGGCUGGGUCAGCAUCUAAAUGGCUUGCGAAGCGGUACUACGCUCCAGUACGAGCUGAUCAGGGCGGAGAAGGACGGGAAACUUGUGCUGAAGAACCAUCAUCCUAGUACGCCUAGUGGUACAGUGCCGGAUUCGGAAUCGUCUGCGACAGUUCGGGAGGACGACGACGCUGCCAUGUUGCAGGCCGCUGCUGCCAUGUUCGGCGAUCUCAUCGACGACCUCGGUCCUCCGCUGAAGGCGCUGUCGACAGCGUGCAUAACUACACUCAAGCGGCUGAAGGACGGGUUCACCAAGCGUGCAGACCCCGUGAAUCGUAUCACCUCCGCAGAGUUUCAGCAGCUCGCGGACGCCGUGCGGAGGGCUCUUUUUACAUUCGAGAGCACCUCCAACCAUGCUGUGGUACGACUGUAUAGACGUCAGCAGAAUAUGCCUGGCACCCAGUCUCGAGACUCGUACGGCUCGGUGCUUGACGAGAACCACGUGCUGACUGGGAACGACGGGGAGAGUGUGUUCUUGGUGUACUUCUUCAUCUUCACACUGCAAGAAUUUUCGAAGGAGCUUAUUGCGCUUGUCGACGCGCUGGAACGCCUAUAUGCUGCAGAACACGAACGGGCGAGUCCACGGAUGAGUUGGAAGUGGCUGCGAGACGCUGUCAGUAUCUCGGGUCCGCGCAGUCAUGCCCGAAACAAGCGCAACGAGAGGAGCCUCAGCAAGCGAUUCUCUGUGUACUUCAACCCGGGACCCCUCCGUGACCCUAUAGCGUUCCCGAAGAUCAGGCCACAUGCACCGAACACGAUGCAGACCCCCGCGCGGUCACACUUGACAUAUAUCGGCAGGUUGAAACAAUCGCUGUGGGCCAUCGGGGCUCGGAUGAAGGAGCCUGAUAUCAAAUACGCGUUCAAGACUGGAAUGGCUACGGCGAUGCUUGCUGCGCCUGCCUUCUUUGACUCCACUCGACCGGUGUUCAUGCACUACCGUGGGGAAUGGGCCUUGAUCUCGUUCUUUGUCGUCAUUUCCCCGACCAUUGGAGCAACCAAUUUCAUGGGCAUUCAUCGAGUAUUAGGUACACUUCUCGGGGCAGCGAUUGCAGCUGGAAUCUGGACGCUCUUCCCAGAAAACCCAUACGCUCUCUCGAUCUUCGGAUUCUUCUUCUCUAUCCCCUGCUUCUACUACAUCGUCGCAAAGCCACAGUAUGCGACGUCGUCUAGGUUUGUGCUGCUGACGUACAACUUGACGUGCUUGUACUGCUACAACCUGCGACGGAAAGACAUCGAUGUUCUCAACAUCGCUUACCAUCGAGCAGUGGCGGUGACGGUUGGGGUCAUAUGGGCAGCGAUCGUAUCGCGCUACUGGUGGCCUACAGAAGCACGACGCGCCCUCAGUAAAGCUCUCGGAGAGUUCUGUCUGAACAUGGGAUGGCUAUACACGCGCUUGGUCGCUUUUAACUCCUUCGCCGAUGCUGAGUUGCGAGCUAUGGAGGAGGAUGCCGACGCUGAUGACGAGGAGUCAUCGCCCUUUGUGCCCCGGUCACGGAAUGCACAUCUCACCAACUCCAUUCAUGAUUUCAUGGCGAUGGAGCUACAUCUGCAGAUCAAGCUGAUCGAGAUCCAGGGCUUGUUAGCUCAGACGCAACACGAGCCUCGGUGGAAGGGCCCUUUCCCGGUCGCUUUGUAUCGGUCGAUCUUGACCAGCCUGCAGAAGAUAUUGGAUCAGUUGCAUAGCAUGCGAUGUACUGUUCGUCGCGACUUCAUUGUACCCGUCAAUAGAGAGAGGCGCGAGAUGGUCGGGAACAUCAUUCUCUACUUUUCAACUUUAUCUGCUGCAUUCGCGUUGAAGUCACCACUUCCUCCGUACCUACCACCGGCUGAGGACGCACGGAUGCGUCUGGUGGACGCAAUCAGGAAGCUCGACGUCGUUCGCAGUCGAGACGUACGAGGGUCGAGACAGCUCCUCUUCUUCGCCUACGCACUUACCAUGAAAGGCGUCAUACAAGAGCUCAACUUCCUCGGACACACCCUUCAAGACGUCUUCGGUGUCAUAGGACAGACUCGGGAAGAGUUCGAGGCAUUAUUCAAUGUGACAGAUACGCCCAAUAACGUCUAA
Rhodofomes roseus is the source of this 2793-nucleotide messenger RNA. Its product is annotated as Fusaric acid resistance protein-like-domain-containing protein. Bases 1 to 2793 code for a protein of 930 amino acids. The transcript is spliced from 15 exons. The record is from RefSeq and is a predicted model, not a curated record. Lineage: Eukaryota; Fungi; Basidiomycota; Agaricomycetes; Polyporales; Fomitopsidaceae.